CAACACCGUCUGCCCGAGGUUCGAGCUCGACGCAUCUGAGUGCGAGUCUCUUGCCCCUCGACAACACGCCUACCUUAAUCUGUUGGUGUCUCGUAUAACCAUCGUCAACCGUCACUUGCACCGCGUAGCAAUCAUCUAAUAUUUAUAGGCGAUAAGUCUGCGACGCUGGGAUUCUCACUGCUGCGGGAGCGAUUGAAUAUUCGAGGGUGCUGCGCCGUCUCGGCUGCUUCCCCAUCAUACUCUUCCGUCCUCUGUCGCCUCCUCAUUGUGACCAAAUUGCUGCGAGGUCCCUCACUGUCGCUUGAACCGUCACUCGUUCGUACACUCUUCGACACGGCUGGCCCGACUUCGGUCGCGCGACCAUCUGGACACGUAGACGCGUCUACUUUGAGCCUUACAUAGUCCAACCAUACACCUGUGUCUUGUCCCGGAUCCCGACCAACAUGGCUGAGUCCAGCGUCCGCAAAAGGAAGACCGGUAAGGGCUCGAAGGGUCAAGCGAGCAGGCAUGGUCGCACACCGGGUCAUUCGUCCGGGUCGCGCGGUGAUUACGGGAUGUUGAAGAUGGUGGCCUUGGCAGUGCUAGUGUCUCUUGUGUUCUUCGUAUAUCAAAAUUAUGGCUACAUCCAUACGCUCGUCAAAGCGUGGACGCAGAGGAAGCGUCUGAUAUAUGACUUCAAUGCAGCGAGUAAACGAGAGAUAGACUUCUCGGCGGACAUUCCGAAGCGAGACGCGGUAGUGGCUGCGUUCAAGCAUGCAUGGCUAGCGUAUGAGAGGGACGCUAUGGGUGACGAUGAAUAUCACCCAAUGGGCCAUAGCGGAAGCAACCUCACGAGCGCAGGAGGUAUCGGAUACACAGUCGUGGAUUCCAUCGAUACGAUGCUUCUCAUGGGGUUGGAUGAAGAGUACGAGCGUGCGAGAAAGUGGGUGGCAGAAGAGCUCUCGUUUGAGCGAGACGGCAACUUCAGUACAUUCGAGACAACCAUUCGCGUUCUCGGUGGCCUGCUAUCCGCCUUCCAUGUGACAAAGGACGCGAUCUACAUAGAGCGCGCCAAAGAUUUGGCAGACCGCAUGAUGCCGGCCUUCGACACCCCGACAGGGCUCCCGCUUUCUAUGAUCAACCUCGCGGAACGUGUAGGCGUGCCCGACCCGGACAACCGAGGGCUUGUCAGCACUGCGGAAGUGUCCACUCUGCAGCUCGAACUGAAGUACCUUACUAUGCUCACUGACGACAAGACCUACUGGGAAAAGGCGGAAACUGUGAUGAAAGUUAUCAACAACGCCAAAAUAGCUAGCGGCCUGUCAUCUAUCUUCCUCAAUGCCAAUGACGGCAAAUAUUCCAUCUCGCCCAUCCGUCUCGGUUCGCGAGGCGAUUCCUACUACGAGUACCUAUUGAAGCAAUACAUACAAACAAACCACACGGAGUCUGUCUAUCGUACAAUGUACAAGGAUGCCAUGGCGGCAGUGACGACACACUUGAUAAGAAGGAGCGAAAAUGAAGGGUUGAUCUACACGCAAGAGAUCGUUCCCGAGCGUAAUCGUGAAGGCAAAAUCACCUGGCGGAUGGUACCAAAGCAGGACCAUCUCGUCUGCUUCUUCGGCGGCUCCCUAAUGCUCGGAGCAGUGAGAACGGGCGCCACUGGGCAGCCUGUCUCCAUCCCGCCUCGUGUAGAAGAGCUGACAAGCGAUGGCAAACGCGACUGGAUCAACGGCGUCGGUCUCGUGAAGACUUGUAUGGAGACGCACAAGACUGCCACAGGCCUUUCUCCGGAGAUUGCACACUUCAGGAUGCCAGAUGACGAAGUGCAGACGCAGAGUCAGCACGAUUGGUUCAUCAAGGGCGCCGGCCCAGGGAACACCCCGUACGACGCACGCUACAUCCUUCGACCCGAGACCGUGGAGUCUCUAUUCAUCGCCUGGCGCCUGACCGGUGACCCGCAGUACCGCGAAUGGGGAUGGGGCAUCUUCGAAGCGAUCGAGAAGCACUGCCGGAUUGAGUCCGGUGGGUACGCGAGCAUCAUGAACGUCGACGCGUUGCCCGUCGAGCUCGAGGACAAGAUGGAGACUUUCCUCAUGAGUGAGACCCUGAAAUACCUGUACCUGCUAUUCUCGGACGACACCGUCCUCCCACUAUCAAAAUACGUAUUCAACACCGAGGCCCACCCCUUCCCGAUCUUCACGCCGGCCCUGCAGACGGGCUUCUCGUGAUAGCGCGGCUCUUGCGCGGGCGCGCUUUUCCGCAUCUGCGCGGUGUAUUGUACGACUGACAUUCUUGCAUAUGCUGCAUUCACUUCUGCAUCUGGACCUGCGUCCGUGCGCCCUUUGGCGUGAUAUCGGAAGCCUUUGACACGGUAACCCCACCACCAGC
This is a messenger RNA of Fomitopsis serialis, 2367 nucleotides long. RefSeq names its product glycoside hydrolase. The record is from RefSeq and is a predicted model, not a curated record. Gene Ontology annotation, molecular function: calcium ion binding; mannosyl-oligosaccharide 1,2-alpha-mannosidase activity. The coding region runs from base 444 to 2207 and encodes 587 amino acids. The transcript is spliced from 18 exons. Gene Ontology annotation, cellular component: membrane; endoplasmic reticulum. Gene Ontology annotation, biological process: N-glycan processing; carbohydrate metabolic process. NCBI's taxonomy places the organism in Eukaryota, Fungi, Basidiomycota, Agaricomycetes, Polyporales, Fomitopsidaceae.